Messenger RNA from Penicillium canescens, 1425 nucleotides. RefSeq lists its product as uncharacterized. Bases 1 to 1425 code for a protein of 474 amino acids. Gene Ontology annotation, molecular function: lipoic acid binding; acetyltransferase activity. The transcript has 4 exons. The record is from RefSeq and is a predicted model, not a curated record. NCBI's taxonomy places the organism in Eukaryota, Fungi, Ascomycota, Eurotiomycetes, Eurotiales, Aspergillaceae. Gene Ontology annotation, cellular component: cytoplasm; mitochondrion.
AUGAGCUUCCGGCGCAGUGGGGGACUCCUCCCCAGCAACUUCCGACCUUGUCUACCCCAGAAUCACCUCCGCAUUCGCUCCACCUUACCGCCGCUCUUAUCCCGGAGGUUUCACGCCAGCUCGCUGCUAUGGGGGAUCAAGUCACAGGUGUUAAAGGAUGUUGGUGAAGGUAUCACCGAGGUCCAAAUCAUUCAAUGGUAUGUGGAGGAGGGAGCGCAUAUUGAGGAGUGGAAGCCUCUAUGUCAGUAUCAGUCUGAUAAGGCCGUGGACGAUAUCACAUCGAGAUAUGAGGGUGUUAUUAAGAAGCUUCAUUUCGAAGCUGACGACACAGUACCUACGGGGAGGGCACUCUGCGAUAUUGAAGUCGAAGAUGGAAAAUACCCCGACGAUAACCCUCCGCACGAGCCUAGAGCGGAUCCACCUGCCCCAGACUCCAUUGUGGCUGCAACACAAGCAGCCGAAUCCUCUCAAAUAUCUCCGGCUCCUGAUAUCCCAAAGGUGGAGAUAGCGCCCAAGUCAAAGCACGCAAGUCUCGCAGUCCCAGCGGUACGCGGGCUACUGAAAAGCCAUGGCGUGGACAUCGUCCAAGUAAACGGAACAGGCAAAGACGGACGAGUAAUGAAACAAGACGUCCUCGACUUCGUCGCAGACAGAGAUUCACCAACUGGGUCAACGCCACUCCCGACCCAAGCCUCUGUGUCACCAGACACAAGACAAACAGAGUCAAUCACCAACCUGACCCCGAUCCAAUCACAAAUGUUCAAGACAAUGACCCGAUCCCUGAAUACCCCACACUUCCUCUACGCAGACGAACUCAAAGUCAACGACAUCACGGCCAUCCGCAAGAAACUCGCCAGCGACGCCCGCGACCCCAAGAAAAUAACUUUCCUCCCUUUUGUCGUUAAAGCCGUCUCCUUAGCCCUAACCGACUACCCAAUUCUCAAUGCCAAGGUUGAUGUUAGCGAUCCUAACAAGCCCAAGCUAGUAAUGCGCGCCAAGCACAAUAUCGGGAUCGCGAUGGAUACGCCAAACGGUCUAAUCGUCCCGAAUAUCAAGGACGUCGCCAGUCGUUCGAUCUUCGAUAUUGCCGCUGAGAUCGCGCGUCUCAGUGACCUUGGCAAGAAUGGGAAAUUGACACCAACUGAUCUCAGUGGUGGGACUAUCACCGUUUCGAAUAUUGGGAAUAUCGGCGGUACGUACGUCGCGCCGGUUAUUGUGCCGACUGAGGUUGCUAUCCUUGGUGUGGGUCGAUCGAGGGCUGUUCCGGUCUUUGAUGAUGCUGGCCAGGUAACACGCGGGGAUAUGGUUAACUUUAGCUGGAGCGCGGAUCAUCGUGUUAUUGAUGGAGCGACUAUGGCUCGGAUGGGUAAUCGGGUCCGUGAGCUAGUUGAGUCGCCGGAGCUUAUGCUUUUGAAAAUGCGGUGA